UUAGGCACCAGGCGGCAGCACAAUCGUCGCGGUCCAACACACAUUUUUCUUUUUGUUGCCAAAGUGAUCUUCAACAAGUUUGUCUUUGCCGAGAUUUUCGUUUUAAAAACCAUGCCAAAUGAACGGGAAUAUGGAAAGUGGAAGCUAGGCGAAUUAAAAGAAGAGCUAGGCAAGAGGAGAGCCAAGAAAAGCGGGAAAAAAGCCGAUCUUGUGAAACGCCUUGAACAAUAUGAUCGGAACAAUAACUUUGGUAAAGAACAGCUUGAAGAUGAACAUGCAUACAAGAUCACCACCCCACCAGCAGAAAUGUAUAAAGACCUCAAUGCUGACUCAGAGUUCCCAAAUGGUGCUUCAAUCGGUGGGAGAGUUACUUAUCUCCAUUUAAUGCCACUGUUGAAGACAGGGCCCUUUGCCAGAAACUUCAAACUGAGUGUGAGUGCGCAGUGGGCGAAGCUCCCAAUGCACAUUGCAAGCAUAUAA
Molecule: messenger RNA, 480 nt
Organism: Priapulus caudatus
Lineage: Eukaryota; Metazoa; Priapulida; Priapulimorpha; Priapulimorphida; Priapulidae
Exons: 4
Coding region: 112-480 (122 amino acids)
Source: RefSeq, a predicted model, not a curated record